AACUUUAUAUCUGGAUCUUAAAGAAGCUGUAAUUUGAAGGAGACUAGUGAAUAGCGUGCUCCAUUAUGAGAAGACAUUCACCAACGUAAAACAGUCUGGAAGAAGAUAUCUCUAAGAAAAUCAAAGAACAUAGAAUCCUUUAAUAAAACAGAAGACAUUUAGAAUUUCAUAAGCUUUUGGCUAUUGGGGCCUUAAAAAAAAUGAACCGUUACACAAUCAUGAAACAACUAGGUGAUGGCACCUAUGGCAGUGUGUUGAUGGGGAAGAGCAAUGAGUCAGGAGAACUUGUGGCUAUCAAAAGAAUGAAAAGAAAGUUCUAUUCAUGGGAUGAAUGUAUGAAUUUGAGAGAAGUCAAGUCUCUGAAGAAGCUAAAUCAUGCCAAUGUAAUAAAAUUGAAAGAAGUCAUACGAGAAAAUGACCACCUUUACUUUGUAUUUGAAUACAUGAAGGAAAAUCUCUAUCAGUUAAUGAAGGACAGAAACAAGUUGUUCCCUGAGUCAGUCAUCAGAAACAUGAUGUAUCAGAUAUUACAAGGGCUAGCUUUUAUCCAUAAACACGGAUUUUUUCAUAGAGAUAUGAAGCCUGAAAACCUUCUGUGUAUUGGACCAGAACUUGUGAAAAUAGCAGAUUUUGGUUUGGCUAGAGAACUAAGAUCUCAGCCACCUUAUACAGAUUAUGUUUCUACCAGGUGGUACCGUGCUCCUGAAGUUUUGCUAAGAUCGUCUAUUUAUAGCUCACCUAUUGAUAUGUGGGCAGUUGGCAGCAUAAUGGCUGAAUUAUACACACUAAGACCUCUUUUCCCAGGCACAAGUGAAGUAGAUGAAAUCUUCAAAAUUUGCCAAGUAUUAGGGACUCCAAAGAAGAGUGACUGGCCAGAAGGAUACCACCUUGCUUCUGCCAUGAAUUUCCGUUUCCCACAAUGUGUCCCUAUAAGCCUAAAAACUCUCAUCCCAAAUGCAAGCAAUGAAGCCAUACAGCUUAUGAGUGAUACGCUGAACUGGAAUCCAAAGAAGAGACCUACAGCAAGUCAGGCUUUGAAGUACCCUUACUUUCAAGUUGGCCAAGUUUUAGGACCUCCUCCACAGUAUCUGGAGAAGCAGACUACUAUUAAACCAGUUCAGCCAACAGAGCCAAAGCCAGCUUUACCUAAACUGGAAGCUAUAUCCAAGCCAGAAGCUCUGUCUUCACCUGAUGUACCUGACAAAACACAGCCACAGCCCUUGUCAAAGGUUAACCACCAGCCUCUCCAGCAAAUUCAGUUGCCUCAAAAUACAGCUAACCAGCAAGUACCAAAACAACAGCAGCCACAGGCACAACCAUUUUUUCCAACUAUUAAUAAAAACUCAUCACCGAAACAAGCAGCUAGUGGCCCUCAGAAUGGUGCAGUAGGUCCUAAAAGCUGCAGAAGACGAUGGGGUCAGACUUUGGUAAAGGCUGUGGAUAGCUGGGACGACUUGGAUGAUACUGAAUUUGGAAUGUCAUGUUCAAAGAAGCCUAGCAUUGCACUGUUAAAAGAAAAGAAAAACAAGGAAUGUCUUUUUAGUGUGCCAGAACCAAAAGCUUCAUGCUGUAUCCUGCCAGGAGGGGAAAAUAAGGUUCUGAUGAGAAAUGAUUCAGGAAGAUCAAAUACAUCAGCAAAACAGUACUAUCUAAGACAAUCAAGAUAUCUACCUGGUGUAAACCCUAAGAGUGUCUCUUUAGCAGCAGUCAAUAAAGAAGGAUCACAUGGAACCUGGAACAACCAGUUGUUUUCUAGACCGCUGGCACACACUGGAGGGGGAGUGACUUUCAACAGAAAUACUACAGAUGAGAACUUACUUAUACCUAUUGAAAAGCUAUCAUGCAAAGAAAGGUUGAAUGAAAAAUUAGAGGAUCCAAAAGGAAAUCCUGGCUUUGUAAGUGGUGCUGCUUACAACCCAUCAGGAGUAUAUAUUCCUUCCUUUCAUAAAAAAGAAGUUGGAUCAACUGGACAACGGAUACAGCUAGCUCCUCUUGGUGCACCUGUAUCAGAUUAUUCCUGGAAAACCAAAGCUGCUCGUGCUCAGUUACCAGGUCCUACUUUCAAUUCAGCAGCAAAAAACAUGAAUAUUUUAACUCGCCCACCAACAAUUCAGCCAGUACAUGGAAGAACAGACUGGGUGGCCAAAUACGGAGGAAACAGAUAGAAAAUGCCAUCCUGUAUAGAUAUUAUGUGAGCUGUGUUCAGUUCUCCUGCACUGGAAACCUGAAAUGCCUAUUUGCUCUAACUUUUCCUAAGACUAUGCAAUAGUAAAGAAGAAAAAAAGACCUUGUGUUCUAUUACCUGUAUAAUACAUAUAAUACCACGUAAAAUACUGGCUAUAAAGUAGGAUUUAUUGAAGUAUCGUGUAACACAUAUUGCCAAAACUACUGAGAAGUAGAUUUCAUUCGACAUUUUUCUAUAGAUGGAUCUCCUAUCCUCGUACUCUUAGAACAACUGUUACGGUUGUUUGCCCAGUGCAACGUCCCCUAUUGGCAUAUGCUUGAAGCACACAAGCAGCUAGAAGCAGGGCUAAAGCAGAGCAGCACCAGGCUUUCCGGUAUGAGGCUGGUUCCUUACCAGAAAGGUGAGAGUGAAAGCACAGAUCGGGCUUUGUGAAGAACACCAUGCUCUCCUACAAGGAUUUCAGAACUCACUUGUACCUAAGAGUUACUUAGGGUCUAUAAUGUGCAAAUAUUCAUAAUAGCAAUGAGAACUUAACUCCUUGUAGUAGGACAUAAGCAAUCCACUGAUAAAUACUACACAAGGAAGGUCUAAAAACUUGGCCCAUAUAUGGCUAUAGAAUGAUACAGCAAUAUUGGAAAAUAGCUAAACAAGUACUGAAUGCUAGACUUACCUCGCCAAGCUGUAGUGAAGCCUAAAAAUUAGAUUCUACUGUUAAAAUUAACUUAUGGCCAUUUUUGGUCGAAGAUCUGUGGAGAUUUAUAUCUGUCCUGUCAAGGGAGUGUCACAGUGACUUUUUAAGGAGCCUGAAUCACUGCAGUCUGUCAGUCAUUUUAAGGGUGAAUUAGCAAAAAAGGCAUAAAUUAUCAGUAAACUCCUGUUUCUACAUGUCUUUAUUGGGUGAUCAAACUAAACUACAGAAGUUGAAUAAGCUACAUGAGGGAGGAUAUUGGGCUGUUCUUCAAAGACGUUGCUUUCUGGUUUAGAUCUUAAAGGCCAACUUAGGUACCUGAAAACACACACAAACUUUAAUAAUGCAAUACCUCACUGUUUAUAUGCUCAUUCAGUACUUUCCCUGGCUUCUACACUAAGUUUUAUAGUAAUAUCCCACAAAGGACCUUGCAAUGUACAAUAAAUUGUUUUUAGGAUGUUGAGCUAGGCUACUUCUGUUAACAACUGCAUUUAGAAUAGAUGCUUUAGACUUAGUAGUUACAUUAAACCUGCCAUUUUAAAGUACAAAAUGAGUAUGUUCUUUGAAGAUGGAAAAGCUGUUAAUGAUUACUUUAAGCAUUGUAAAAAAUAAAUGUAUUUGUACGGCUUCUAU
This is a messenger RNA of Gymnogyps californianus (California condor), 3506 nucleotides long. It is a transcript of the gene MAK, whose product is annotated as male germ cell associated kinase. Gene Ontology annotation, cellular component: cytoplasm; cilium; nucleus. The transcript is spliced from 14 exons. Gene Ontology annotation, molecular function: ATP binding; protein serine/threonine kinase activity. The coding region runs from base 201 to 2165 and encodes 654 amino acids. The record is from RefSeq and is a predicted model, not a curated record. Lineage: Eukaryota; Metazoa; Chordata; Aves; Accipitriformes; Cathartidae. Gene Ontology annotation, biological process: protein phosphorylation; intraciliary transport; cilium assembly.